AUGGAGCUGAGUGAGUGGCUCGUGAAUCACGAACUGUCCGUGAAGCAGGAAAUCGACAACGACAUGUCGCAAAGUUACUACGAGUUCGUCACCACCGAUUACGAGCUAUCACCGGAUACUAUGGAGCAUCGCAAGAAGAACAUGAUCCCGCGCGUUUGUCAGGAAUGUGGCAAGAGUUUCUCAAGGGCCGACAGCCUAAAGAGACACGAGAGGCUCUAUUGCAGAGUGAAAAGCGAAAUUAAAUGUUGUAUUUAUUGUGGCGAGAAGUUCGUCAAGCCGCAGUCCCUGCGCCAGCAUAUAAAUGCUGUUCAUGCGGCUGAGCUAAGAGAUAAGACCUCGGUCAAAGAUGAGCACAAGUGA
This is a messenger RNA of Odontomachus brunneus, 360 nucleotides long. RefSeq names its product histone-lysine N-methyltransferase PRDM9-like. NCBI's taxonomy places the organism in Eukaryota, Metazoa, Arthropoda, Insecta, Hymenoptera, Formicidae. The record is from RefSeq and is a predicted model, not a curated record. The transcript has a single exon. Bases 1 to 360 code for a protein of 119 amino acids.